UCUCUCUCUCUGUGGAGCGUGUCUUGGUUUCUUGAAGCAGUUAUUAUGGCUGUUCAAGCGCAGUUGUACCCAGAAAGUCUCUGUUUUCCCGUGUCUGGCCAACAACAAGAUUGGGUUGUGAUGGUUCCUGCUUUUGAUUUGGGUUUCAAUCUUCCAGAGCCUCCUCAACAGAGCAAUCUAUUUUAUCUUCCACAAGAAAGAAGUCAUAAUUUGGUUACUGGGUCCUCUUCUUCUUCUUCUGGUCCUUCUACAGGUUUCAGUACCUUCCUUUCAAUGGGACAACUUUCUCGAUCAUUAGAUGCUCAGCUUGAGAUGCAAAGUCAAGAAAUUAACUGCAUUCUGCAAUUACAGAGUGAGAGAUUGAAAUCUGCUCUGCAACAGCAGAGAAGGCUAGAACUAGCAGUCCUGUUGAGGAACGUAGAAUCGAAGGCCAUAAGUUUGAUGAGGCAAAAAGAACAAGUCUUGGCACAGUCCACAAUUAAGAGGAUGGAGCUUGAAGCCCGGCUGAAAAGAGCAGAAAUGGAGAGAGAAUCAUGGCAGAGACUGGCCAGAGAAAAGGAAGCAGUAGUGACAGAUCUGAACAACACACUUGAACGAGUCAGAGAACAAGCGGCCAUGGCCAGUGACAGAGCACAAGAUGCAGAGUCUUCAUGUGGCAGUUCAUCAUGUGAUUCACAACAAAAAAAGCAACAAAGGAUGGCUUGUAAGAAUUGUUAUUCUAGGAGCUCGUGCGUUCUGUUUCUGCCUUGUAGACACCUCUGCUCGUGCAAGUCAUGUGAAGCUUUUCUUUCUUCUUGUCCUGUCUGUAAUUCAGUAAAGGAGGCUAGCUUGGAAGUCUUUUUGGUCUAAACAAGAAAGGAACAAAACAAAAGGGACACGAGAAAAGAAAAGAAAAGAAAUGAUGGGAAAUUUUGUUUAGAAAAUUUUCUCGGGAAGAACAUACGAAGUACGUAGCCGUUGUGCAUGUCAUAACUCUUAAUGAUGAUGGUUUUUUUAAGCUUUUUAUGGAAAUGAUGAUA
This is a messenger RNA of Tripterygium wilfordii, 1019 nucleotides long. RefSeq names its product probable BOI-related E3 ubiquitin-protein ligase 2. The transcript has 2 exons. Bases 46 to 849 code for a protein of 267 amino acids. The record is from RefSeq and is a predicted model, not a curated record. NCBI's taxonomy places the organism in Eukaryota, Viridiplantae, Streptophyta, Magnoliopsida, Celastrales, Celastraceae. Gene Ontology annotation, molecular function: ubiquitin-protein transferase activity.